Abrus precatorius (Indian licorice) is the source of this 3346-nucleotide messenger RNA. RefSeq names its product monosaccharide-sensing protein 2. Gene Ontology annotation, cellular component: membrane. Lineage: Eukaryota; Viridiplantae; Streptophyta; Magnoliopsida; Fabales; Fabaceae. Gene Ontology annotation, molecular function: myo-inositol:proton symporter activity. The coding region runs from base 608 to 2824 and encodes 738 amino acids. The transcript has 6 exons. Gene Ontology annotation, biological process: transmembrane transport. The record is from RefSeq and is a predicted model, not a curated record.
AAUGAAAAAUAGUAUGAAAAUGUUCUCUCUCCUUUAAAAUUAUAGUUCCAUAGGAUAUUAUUGCAGCGCCCAGCCCAACACGCAAUGGUUAUUUACUUUUCAUGAUCGAUCGUUGGAUAAAAGCAUGGAAAAACAAAUGAAUUUUUUUGAUAUAUUUUUUACUAAUUUUAUGAAAACGGCAUUGAAACGUAAAGUGAGUCGUCUGAAUGAUGAUUCCUUGACGCCUAACUGAUUCCGAUCGGGGAGGGGGUGACGUGCAGAGCAGUGAGAGAGCAACAAAGACAGGUGUCCACUAGCGAGUCUCUGUUGCAAAAAAAACAGGGGGCUCAAUUUCAUUACAUUACCUGCUUUACUUUUAGAUCCGACGAAUAGGAUCGCUACCUGUGCUGUUUUCUAUACGCCUUUCAUUGUCUUAGUACUGCCCUAUAGUACUAGUUUUUUAUAUUUUAAGAAAAAAAAAACAAAAAGGAAAGAAAGAAGGAAGGAGCUCACCUCUACAUGUUGCAACGAGUGACCCAUGUCCCUUUCUCCAUCUGUGAUACUUGAAACACACCAUCCAAGCCAAGGUCAUUUAACUAGGCUGAUUGAUUUCGAGAGUAACUGAACAAUGAGUGGAGCUGUUCUUGUGGCUGUUGCUGCUGCCAUCGGUAACUUACUGCAAGGAUGGGAUAAUGCGACUAUUGCAGGAUCUAUCUUGUACAUUAAGAGGGAGUUUCAAUUAGAGAGUGAACCCACAAUUGAAGGUCUAAUUGUGGCUAUGUCACUUAUUGGAGCCACCGUGGUUACUACUUGCUCCGGGUCCCUAUCAGACUUGCUAGGCAGGCGUCCAAUGUUGAUUAUCUCCUCUGUCCUUUAUUUUGUUAGUUCUAUUGUGAUGCUUUGGUCUCCAAAUGUUUAUAUCCUCCUCUUUGCUAGACUUUUAGAUGGUUUGGGAAUUGGUUUGGCAGUUACCUUGGUACCUCUUUACAUAUCUGAGACAGCUCCUCCCGAGAUUAGGGGAUUACUCAACACACUUCCACAGUUUACUGGUUCUGCUGGAAUGUUUUUCUCCUACUGUAUGGUGUUUGGGAUGUCACUAAUGAAGGCUCCAAGCUGGAGACUUAUGUUGGGUGUUCUGUCAAUCCCCUCUGUUAUUUAUUUUGCACUCGCACUAUUUUUCUUGCCCGAGUCUCCAAGAUGGCUUGUUAGUAAAGGCCGUAUGCUUGAGGCCAAGAAGGUUUUGCAGCGCCUUCGUGGAAGGGAAGAUGUUUCUGGUGAGAUGGCUUUACUGGUUGAGGGUCUUGGAGUUGGGGGUGACACAGCCAUAGAAGAGUACAUAAUUGGUCCAGCCAAUGAACUUGCUGAUGAAGAGGAUCCAUCUAAAGAAAGAGAUCAGAUCAAGUUGUAUGGGCCAGAACAAGGUCAGUCUUGGGUUGCUAGACCUGUCGCUGGACAAAGUUCUGUUGGCCUUGUAUCACGGAAAGGAAGCUUGGUAAAUCCGAGUGGUCUAGUGGACCCUCUAGUGACACUCUUUGGUAGUGUCCAUGAGAAGCUCCCAGAAACAGGAAGCAUGCGAAGCACCCUUUUUCCACACUUUGGAAGCAUGUUUAGUGUUGGGGGAAAUCAGCCUAGGAAUGAAGAUUGGGAUGAAGAAAGCCUUGCCAGAGAGGGUGAUGAUUAUGUAUCUGAUGCUGCUGCUGGUGAUUCUGAUGACAAUUUGCAGAGUCCAUUGAUCUCACGUCAAACAACAAGUCUGGAUAAGGACAUACCUCCUGCCCAUAGUAGCCUUUCAAGCAUGAGACAAGGUAGUCUUUUGCAUGGAAAUGCGGGAGAACCUGCUGGUAGUACUGGGAUUGGUGGUGGUUGGCAGCUAGCAUGGAAAUGGUCUGAAAGGGAAGGCCUAGAUGGAAAGAAGGAAGGUGGUUUCAAGAGAAUAUAUUUACACCAAGAGGGUGGUCCUGGGUCUAUGCGUGGGUCGGUGGUUUCACUUCCUGGUGGAGAAAUGCCAACAGAUGGUGAGGUUGUACAGGCUGCUGCUCUGGUGAGUCAGCCAGCUCUUUAUAACAAAGAACUUAUGCAUGAACAGCCAGUUGGACCAGCUAUGAUUCAUCCAUCCGAGACAGCUGCAAAAGGGCCAAGUUGGAGUGAUCUUUUUGAACCUGGGGUGAAACAUGCAUUGGUUGUAGGGGUGGGAAUUCAAAUCCUGCAGCAGUUCUCUGGUAUAAAUGGGGUCCUCUACUAUACACCUCAAAUUCUUGAGCAGGCAGGUGUUGGUUAUCUUCUUUCAAACCUGGGCCUUGGUUCUACUUCUUCAUCAUUUCUUAUAAGUGCUGUGACAACCUUGUUGAUGCUUCCUUGUAUAGCUGUUGCAAUGAGACUCAUGGAUAUUUCUGGCAGAAGAACUUUGCUGCUCAGUACAAUCCCGGUCUUGAUAAUAUCUCUUCUCAUAUUAGUCCUGGGGAGUCUUGUAGAUUUGGGCAGCACAGCAAACGCAUCAAUCUCAACCAUUAGUGUUAUUGUCUAUUUCUGUUUCUUUGUCAUGGGAUUUGGGCCGAUUCCGAAUAUACUUUGUGCAGAGAUCUUCCCCACUCGAGUUCGUGGUCUCUGUAUCGCCAUAUGUGCUCUUACCUUUUGGAUCUGUGAUAUCAUUGUCACCUACACACUCCCCGUUAUGCUUAAUUCUGUAGGCCUCGCUGGUGUUUUUGGUAUUUAUGCAGUCGUGUGCUUCAUAGCUUGGGUGUUUGUCUUUUUGAAAGUUCCAGAAACCAAGGGCAUGCCACUGGAAGUGAUCAUUGAGUUCUUCUCUGUCGGAGCAAAACAGGUUGACGCUGCCAGGCAUAACUGACUUAAGGAUACGAUAAAUUGAAAGUUUUGACAGUACCUUCUAAUUAUUUUCAAUCUACGGCUUUGUUUGAAAGUUUUUUCUCUUUUAAUUUUUCCUUUUCUAUUAAUCUCUCUUUUCCGUGGGUUGAGAUUGAGAAAAAAAGAAACACUGUUUCUGUAAAAAACGUUCACUUUUCUGGUUAAUUUGUGGGACUUGAUAUGCUGCUUAGUUACCCUGCUAUUCGAAGUCGAAAUUGUUUAUUGACCUGCUUUAUUGAUGGAAUACAUGACAAAGAUGACUAGUGUUUGGUUUCAAGAUUUGGGGAUAGCUACAACAAUCAUUGUAGUAACAAUUAUACAUGAUAAUCGUUGUCACUAUCUACUCGAGUAGUAUGUUGAUGAAUAACAUAGAAUAUGAGUUAAUAUUAGAUCAUGUAUGCACUAUCUAAGUUUAGUUUUCGUGGUCUUGUAUUCUCACUUGUGGUAUGUUCUCUCCCUCUUCCCUUCCCCCCCUCCCCCUCUCUAUAUAUAACUUAUGAUUUAU